AUGCAAAAGAUCAUUGCCAUUUUGGUCAUUGCCGCUUGCGCCCUAUUAGUUUUCGUGGCGGCACAAAAGUGCCAGGAAUGUCAGAGCGGUAAUUCUGCCUACUGUCAUGACCAGACCUCCUAUCGAAAUUGCAUGCAAAACAAUCCCAUUGGCGACAUUGUGACGUGUGACAGCGGUUACGUUUGCAGCAACACCGAGGAUGUCUGCGUGAUGAGCUAUUUUGUGGAUGGAUCUAGUGUGCUGGACGUAUGUGGGCCAUCUGGUGGAAACGGUGAGGACUGUGCGGUCUGCAGCGGCAGCAACAAAUACAGCUGCGUCAGUGAGACUCAGUUUGCACGAUGUGUGGAUCAGCAGGUAUCCACCGCCAAUGUCUACAGCUGUGGCACCGAUGAGAUUUGUGUGAUUGAGGCCCUCGCCACCCACGGCACCCUUUGUGUGCCCACCUGUGCCGCUACCUUCUUGAACGAGGCGGCUACGUGCAGCAACAGAGAGUACGUGGCACCCCCAGACCCAACGGUACCCACUGUGGAAGAACAAGUGAAGGCUUGCGAAGAGGCAGGUGCCAAUUCGAACUAUCUUUACUUCUUUACGAGAUACAUUAAAGAUAUGACAUGCAAUAGCUAUCUCUACUGCGAGAAGGUCAGUACCGUCACGUGGAUAGCCAUCCUAUAUAGCUGCAAUGGGGACAAACCAUUCUUCGAUUCGGCCUCCACGACAUGUGUAGCCAUUCGACCGGCGGACUGCGCAGCAACAACUACGAGUAGUCCACAGGAACAGACAACUUCUUCAUCUGCUGGGCCAACAGAAAUUCCAUCUACGACAGCACCUACAACGACUAGUCCGCUGGAAUCAACAGAGUCUUCCACGAGCUCUAACUCCGAAGCUUCCUCUGAAACUCCAUCUACGACAGCACCUACAACGACUAGUCCACUGGAACCAAAAGAGUAAGAAAUUAUGUUUAAUACAUUAAUGAAUUGGUUUUAAAUAUGGAAAUGGCUCUGGGAAUUUUUCAAAACAAUGACACAUUUUACUACAGUUAAUUAAAAGAAUCACAAUUACUUAUAAUAAAUUAUGAAUCAAAAAUUUACAUAAAAUUCACAUCAAUUUAG
This is a messenger RNA of Drosophila persimilis, 1109 nucleotides long. RefSeq names its product spore coat protein SP96. NCBI's taxonomy places the organism in Eukaryota, Metazoa, Arthropoda, Insecta, Diptera, Drosophilidae. The coding region runs from base 1 to 948 and encodes 315 amino acids. Gene Ontology annotation, cellular component: extracellular region. Gene Ontology annotation, molecular function: chitin binding. The record is from RefSeq and is a predicted model, not a curated record. The transcript has 3 exons.